This is a messenger RNA of Apis florea (little honeybee), 5485 nucleotides long. It is a transcript of the gene trbd, whose product is annotated as ubiquitin thioesterase trabid. The record is from RefSeq and is a predicted model, not a curated record. Gene Ontology annotation, biological process: positive regulation of Wnt signaling pathway; protein K29-linked deubiquitination; protein deubiquitination involved in ubiquitin-dependent protein catabolic process. NCBI's taxonomy places the organism in Eukaryota, Metazoa, Arthropoda, Insecta, Hymenoptera, Apidae. Gene Ontology annotation, molecular function: K63-linked polyubiquitin modification-dependent protein binding; cysteine-type deubiquitinase activity. Gene Ontology annotation, cellular component: nucleus; cytoplasm.
UAGCAUUGACAUCUGUUUGCGAAUGAUUGUCAAAACCUAUUUUCUCAACGAAGUCCGCAGUUUUGCAUGCUAGUUCGUAGGAAAACAUCAUGACUGCGUUCGAUUCGUAGAAAGGAAAGAGGCGCAAAGUGCAGCCGUGAGAAAGAUAGCGCAUCUGUUUUUGAGGAGUGAGUGAGUGCAGAGAAAGGUUUCUCGUCUCGUUUCGCUCGCGUUUCACCCGUUCGACGAGUGACGUGCCUCGGGUCUUCGUCGGUAGAGAAAAAGAUUAUUUCGAUUUUAACGCAAAGAGAGAAGACGCGGGCUUUUGUCCUCGCGAAAAAUUUACUACGCGAUCGUGUCUUAACCUUUUCUAUUGUUAAAUGUGAUUAAAGUGGGCUGUUGGCCGUAGUGUGUGAUUUCUGCGACCCACGAUUGUCCUCUCGUCACUUUCGCAGCAAUCGACCGAUGCAUAGUACUUCGAUGGAGCUUAUUCGCGCGUGACAGCAACUUUCGGGACACCAGGCUCGACUUUUGCCAGGUAGUCCCAAUUCCGAUUUACCACGUGUAUCAGCUUUGCAUUAUUUUGAAAAUUGUGUUCACAUUUUUCUUUGACGCGACGCUUGCACGAUAUAAAAGCGGCCAGAGAUUUUGGUAGCUGUCUACAUUUACAUUAUUGUGGCAGCUUUUAUUUUCUUACAUAUGAUCAACAUGUAUACCACAUGACAUGAACUUCAUUCUAUGACAAGUAUAUAAUAUCAUUAAUAUUUAUGGAAAUUAUCUUUGUCACAUUUUAUGACAUAAAAUAUGAAAAAUUUUAUUACUAUAUGCAAUAACAAUUUAACAAGUAUUUAAUGUAACUUUUGACACCACAUUUAUGCUUUAUAAAUACUUUUAAAUAGUGUAUGAACACACAUUGUCUAUGCAUUAAAGACAAUAGUAUUUAUAUAAUAAAGGGCCAUAUAGAGAAAAUGAAUAGCAGGCUUGAAGAACAAGAAUCAAAAUGGACAUGUGAAUAUUGUACAUAUGAGAAUUGGCCUUCAUCAUUGAAAUGCACUAUGUGCAGAGGUGCCAAACCUUUAUUAGGGGAGGAUAUUUAUCGCCUACGAGAUCCAAGUCCACAAAGGUCUGGAUCAAAUGUUGCAUCUGGUCCAGUAACUCAUUUAAGCCCAACAGAUUCUUUCAAUCUUAGUUCUCAAAAUGUUCCAUUGGGAAAAUGGUCAUGUGCAAUGUGUACCUAUCUUAAUUAUCAAAAUACCACACGUUGUGUUCAGUGUGGAAAUAGAAAACCUACGGGUCUUAAUCAAUCAAUACACUCUAUAGCCUCAAAUUUGCAUGAACACCUAGCACCUCUUAGGCUAGGAGAUCCACCACCAAACUCAGGAUCAAAUCCUCCUCCAAUAAACUUACAUCCAGAAAGAUAUUAUAAUUUACAAGCUAAUUUACAUCCUGAGAAAUGGUCUUGUCUUGUGUGUACUUAUGAAAAUUGGCCAAAAGCCACAAAGUGUGUGAUGUGUGGUAAUCCUAAAGAAAAAGAUAGAAGAGAUAGAACAACCAAUAACAUGGGUGUUAUUUUACCAAGCCCAGAAAGAGAUCAUAGCCAACGAAACUUACCUUCUCCACCUCAUGCACCAUAUAUUCAUCAAACCCAAAGAGAUGAAAAUUUGGCAGUAGGACGAAGGAAUUCACAUAGAUAUCCUGAUAGCAGAAAUGAUAAUAUAUCAACUCCUCAAUCCCCUAAUAAUUGUGACUAUGAGCGUAGAUUAAAACAAUUAAGGCGUCACACUGAUUGGUGCUGGUUAAAUGCAUGUCUUGGCAUUGUGGAAGGUGAUAAUGCUCCUGUUGAGGCUUAUUUGGCAAGUGGCGGUGAUCCUGCUCGUCAAUUGACGCAUUCAGAAGUUCUGCUUCUAAAUAGAAGUAGUGCUUUUGAUGUUGGACAUACUUUAGUACAUUUAGCUAUUAGAUUUCAAAGAGAAGAUAUAUUAGCAACAUUAUUAUCACAAAUUGAAGGUUCUGGAUCUGGAGUAAAAAGAGUACCAAGUUAUGUUGCACCAGAUUUGGCUGCUCAAAUACGCAGACACGUCACUACUAGUAUCCGGUUACGCAAGGGUUCUUUCCCAUGUUAUUUCGUCACUGAUAUAGCUACAUUUGCUUUGCCCGCUGAGGUUGAAGAUUUACCAAGUAUAGUGCAAGAACAAAUGUUGGAAGAAUUAUUAGAUAAAGAAGCUCAACAGCAAUUAGAAGGUGGUGGAGGAGAACCACCAGCAUUAAAUUGGUCUUUAGAAAUUACUGAACGUUUAGGAAGUCGCUUACAUGCACUUUGGAAUAGAUCUGCUGGAGAUUGUUUAUUAGAUUCUGCAAUGCAAGCUACUUGGGGUGUUUUUGAUCGAGAUAAUGCUUUAAGAAGAGCUCUUGCUGAUUCUUUACAACAAGCUGGUCAAUUUUUUUAUCCUCGAUGGAGAGAAUAUGAAGCUUCUCAAGCAUCUAGAAUGUUGGAUUUUACGUUAGAAGAGACUCAAUGGCAAGAAGAUUGGGAAAGUUUAUUAGCAACUGCUGCUCAACCAGGAAGUGCUUUAGAACAAUUACAUGUAUUUGCACUUGCCCAUAUUUUGAGACGACCUAUUAUCGUUUAUGGAGUUAAAUAUGUUAAAAGUUUUAGGGGUGAAGACAUAGGUUAUGCAAGAUUUGAAGGUGUUUAUCUUCCACUUUUAUGGGAACCUUCAUUUUGUAUUCGAUCACCUAUUGCUUUGGGUUAUACACGUGGUCAUUUCACGGCUUUAGUUCCAAUCGAACCAUAUACAUCAACUAGAAUACCACCUCUUUCGUCUCACGGUGGUGUAGGCUUGGGUGGUGGUAAUAGUCCACUUCAACAGCUACAAAUCCAAAUGCAAACUACAUUCAUGCCAUUAAUGGAUCGAGAACAUAAACUUUUACCAAUACAUUUUUUAAGUCCGGAAGAAGUUGGUCGAGAAGAAUCUAUUUUGAAGGAAUGGCUUGAUGUAUGCAGAACUGAGGGUGGUAUUCUUGUUGCGCAACAAAAACUACACAAGAGACCAUUAUUAGUAGCACAAAUGCUAGAAGAAUGGUUAAAUCAUUAUCGAAGACUCGCUCAAACUAAUAAUGCACCUUUUUUGAGACCAGCAGUUUUACAAGAUUACAGUAGCGAUGGAGAUACAGAGGAUGAAUAACAAGGUGCAAGAUUAAGUUAUUAAAAUUCAGCCGAGAAGACUUUUUUCAGAAUUUUCUCAAAACUAAUUGUAACACAAGAUCUCAGAGAUUCACAGUUUUCUGAAUAUAGCAGAAAAAAGUGUAUGAAUGUUAUGAUACACACAUUCAUUGGCAAUGUAUCAUCUUUGAAUGAUUUUUGUACAUUAAUAUUGGUUAUUGAACUAUUGACGUCUAAAAUCUUACCGAUUCAUAAUAUUUAAUUAUAUCGGACGUUUAUUCAUUUUUACGAGUAGUUGCUAUAUUAUUUUAUUGUUACUUAAUCACGAGACUACAUAAUAAGUAGUUCUGUUGCCAAAGUGCGAUUCUGGGUAUCAAAGCAGUAAGUGAACGAACGAAAUUUUGUUACGGUUAAUAGUGUUUUAAUUAGAGUUAGUUUUUUUCUCGAUAAAUUGAUUAUUAUCGAGGAUAUAUAAUAUUAAUUUUCACAAUAUGUUUAUAACUAAAACGUUAUUAAACUAUUGUGAUCUUAAUAUUAAUAAGAGUUCCUUUAACAUGCGGCGAUUAAGGUAAAGUGAUCAAUCUAUAUUAUCUUCCAUUUGAAUACAUUCAUAUCCAUCAAUAAAAAUCGGAUAAUAAUAGAAUCAAUUUCAUCUUCAUGAAUUUACAUCUUCAUAUCACUUUCAUAAGAAUCAAUAGCGUUAAAGUCAUUUCUCCAAAAUUUUUUUUCAUAACAUAAAAAUUAGAAAAAUAUAAAUCCAAAGCAAAGUUUUUAGUUUCUAACACUCAUGUAAUUAACACAAGAUUAUUUUCUUUAUUCAAAGGAAAAAAUGCGAUAUUCAAUGUAUCAUUUAAUAUUAUUAAUUCCAUUGUAAUUUCUCUGAGUUUCUUGAAGUUAAGAAUUGGUGAACUACAAGUUAAACAUAAUGUUGGUUUAAAAUAUAUAGACUUUUCUACUUCUCGGUAUAAUGAAUUAUCAAUUUUAAUAAAAUUGAGUCCAAUUUAUGGUCUCGUUAAAUAUAGGAUUAGAUUCCUAUUCCUCAUUGUUAAGAAAUGUGAUUUGAACCAUUAACUGUUUUGAAUUUAGAGAUUUCAUUAUGGAGUAAAGAAAAAAAUUAUAUUUAAAUUAUAAUUAAUUAAGCAGAAUAUCUGUAUAGAAAAUAUUGGACUUGUUUUUUGGUUGCUUUUAUAAAAUAUGAUAUAAAAAAAAUUUGUACAGAAUACAUCAGCGUUGUCGCAUAUAGAAGGUAAACAAAUUAAGAGCAAAAGGAUUUUUGUUCGUUAAUUAUGAAAAGAAAAAAAAAAAGAAUAAAAAUAAAAAUAAAAAUAAAAAAGGGGAGAAAUAUUCGAUAAAAAAUGUAAAUUAGAAAAUUUAUAAAGGUAUAAGUAUAUGUAUAUUGGUCGCAAUUUUUGUCUGAUCAUACGUGUGAAAGUACUCAGAGAUUCUGGUACGGAUCAUGUGAUUUUUAAGAUAAGUACUAACCUAAGGGCUGAAAAAAAAUUCUAUAAUUGUCCUUGGAUCACUUGUUAAUUCUGAGCUGUGUUAAUAUUAGUGUAAAAAAGAGAGAUGCGAAGUCGAGUUACAACGACACUUUUCUCUAAUUAGAGACAGGGCGCAGCGUUGUACUUUUUCCGUGGCUGCUUCCGAUAUAUAUACAUAUAUAUAUAUAUACAUAUAUAUAUAUAUAUAUAUAUAUAUAAAGUACGAAUUAAAUUGUACUUUUUCCUGUGUGAAAGAAGAAGAAGAAAGUAUAAAAUAAGAAGAAGAAAAAUAGGAACAAGAUAAAAAUAAUAACGAUCAACAUUGUGCGAGUGGCUUAAUCGUACACAAUAUAGUCAUCAUAAAUUAACAUAUAGCAGUAUAAUAGAACUUUUAUAAAACAAGGAGAUAAAAAAGAAAAAAUGAUUAUGAAAACAGAAUAAUAAGUAGUAAUAGGUACUAUUUAGUACCAAUUAUAUAAUUGGUAUGUGUGAAUACAUAAAUAUAUAUAUAUAUAUAUAUAUAUAUAUACACAUGUAUACAUAUACUAUAAUAUGAGGUCAAGAAUGGAUAAAGAUUUAAUGGUAAACUAGCUCGGCCAAAUAAUGAACCCUAAUCAAAAAAGUACAAAAAAUCGUAAGAGGGAAAUGGUAACGUUUCUUUCUAAUGAAGACAUGUUAUUAUUACACAUGUGGUAUCGCUUAAAGUUUAGUCUCGUUUUUACUAAUUCUAAUGUAGUUUCUAGUCCUUUUUAGCACUGUCGUUUUUCAUAAUCACACGCGAAGCAUGUGAUUUAAUUAUUGCGAGAUUAUCCGAAAGGCUCGAAGAUUAUUCGGAUAGAAACAUGUUUCACAAGUCAAUUCC